Messenger RNA from Nilaparvata lugens (brown planthopper), 2108 nucleotides. It is a transcript of the gene U2af50, whose product is annotated as splicing factor U2AF 50 kDa subunit. Bases 351 to 1673 code for a protein of 440 amino acids. The transcript has 10 exons. Gene Ontology annotation, cellular component: nuclear speck; U2-type prespliceosome; U2AF complex. Lineage: Eukaryota; Metazoa; Arthropoda; Insecta; Hemiptera; Delphacidae. Gene Ontology annotation, molecular function: poly-pyrimidine tract binding; pre-mRNA 3'-splice site binding. Gene Ontology annotation, biological process: mRNA processing. The record is from RefSeq and is a predicted model, not a curated record.
AAUAUUGACGUUUUUGUUGAUCUAUUAAAAUUGAAUUGAAAAUCAAAUAAGAUAUAUUCCAAUACAUUUUUUAAUACGGAUGAAUAUCUCAUUUUCAUAAAUUUAAAACAAGACUCUACGAAUUAUGAGAUUUUUUUAUCCAUUUCACUGCCUUCAUGAGUUUUAUUAACAAAAGCUUGUUUCUUUCUUCUCAAACCGCCAUCUUGUAUAGUUGUAUCAGAUUCUGUCGUCUCUGAUAGAAUAAUAGUUUAGUGUGUUCUUAUUAUUUUCUGUUCAUUAAGCUUGUUAAUUUGAAUAUUUGUGAUAAGAUUCUAGUUUUCAAAAACCUAUAGAAACCAGACAAAUUUAUAAUGGUUGAAGAAAGUAAAGAGAGAGACAAGGAACGUGAUAAGGAUAGGCGUAGAAGAUCUAGAUCCAGAGAAAGAAGGAAACACUCUCGGUCUCGAAGUGCUGAAAGGCGAGAGAGGAGAUCACGGUCGAGAGAAAGGAAAAGAUCUCCACGGUCACGAUCUAGGGAAAAAAAGCCAGCAAAAUCGCGCAGACGUAAGGCCUCUCUGUAUUGGGAUGUCCCUCCUCCAGGUUUUGAACAUAUAACACCUCUUCAAUACAAGGCUUUGCAAGCGGCGGGACAAAUUCCAGCUAACAUUGUUGCGGACACCCCUCAGGCAGCAGUGCCUGUGGUAGGGUCCACCAUAACGAGGCAGGCAAGGCGACUUUACGUUGGAAACAUUCCUUUCGGUGUAACUGAGGAUGAAAUGAUGGAGUUCUUUAAUCAACAAAUGCACUUAUCGGGUCUAGCACAGGCAGCUGGAAAUCCGGUAUUGGCAUGUCAAAUUAAUUUGGAUAAGAAUUUCGCUUUUCUAGAGUUUAGGUCGAUUGAUGAGACGACACAGGCGAUGGCGUUUGAUGGCAUUAACUUCAAGGGACAGAGUCUGAAGAUCAGACGGCCACACGAUUAUCAGCCCACGCCUGGAAUGUCUGAAAGUGCCGCUGUUAACAUACCAGGUACCGCUGGGGUGAUCAGUACAGUUGUUCCCGAUUCACCUCACAAGAUAUUUAUUGGUGGAUUACCAAAUUAUUUGAACGAAGAUCAGGUAAAAGAACUUCUGAUGUCGUUUGGUCAACUGAGGGCUUUCAACCUUGUCAAGGACUCUGCCACUGGACUCAGCAAAGGCUACGCUUUCUGCGAAUAUGCCGAUGUCAUCAUGACUGACCAGGCUAUAGCUGGGCUGAACGGCAUGCAGCUGGGAGAGAAGAAGCUGAUAGUGCAGCGCGCAAGCGUGGGAGCCAAGAACGCAGUUCUCGGCCAGCAGAUGCCUGUCCAGAUACAAGUGCCCGGCCUAUCCAUGGUCGGCGCCUCUGGCCCUGCUACUGAGGUGUUGUGCCUAUUGAACAGCGUUACGCCAGAGGAGCUGCAGGAUGAGCUGGAGUACGAGGAUAUCUGCGAAGACAUCAAGGAGGAGUGUGGCAAGUACGGAAAUGUGCGCUCGCUCGAAAUUCCCCGACCCAUCGAGGGGGUCGACGUGCCUGGAUGUGGCAAGGUGUUUAUCGAGUUCAAUUCGGUUCUGGAUUGUCAGAAGGCGCAACAGGCUUUGACUGGAAGAAAAUUCAACAAUCGCCUUGUUGUGACAUCAUACUUUGAUCCCGACAAAUACCAUCGGCGCGAAUUUUAAAUAUUUAAAUAAUAUAAGUUUCUAGUUUUAUCAUUUGUCUACCCAUACUUCUGUAAACUUAUAACCACAAAUCCUACGCAAUACUCAAGUUAUAAAUAGUAACUUAUUUAUUACAAAUUCAAUUCUUGCAAAAGAAUAGCUUUUACUGCAAAAUAUGGUUAUCUAUUUUCUUCUUGAAUAUGGUUGUGAUACAUUGAUUUAUGAUUCAAUAAAUAUUCACGUUCACGAUAAUGUCGAUAUCAGAUCAACUGGAAUUUCACCAGAAUGAAAUGAAGUAUUCGUAACUAUCUAUAAACCUCUUCUCUUUAACAUGACGAUGGAACACGGAUGAUCAUAUUUCCCCAAUCCUUUCAUAAAAUUACUAAUAUAACUAACGUAACUCAAUAUACUGUAUAUUAUAUAACUUUCCUGUUGCAUUAAAGUAGUUAAAAAACA